Gadus chalcogrammus (walleye pollock) is the source of this 1695-nucleotide messenger RNA. RefSeq names its product catenin, beta like 1 (gene ctnnbl1). Gene Ontology annotation, cellular component: spliceosomal complex. The transcript is spliced from 14 exons. Bases 124 to 1695 code for a protein of 523 amino acids. The record is from RefSeq and is a predicted model, not a curated record. NCBI's taxonomy places the organism in Eukaryota, Metazoa, Chordata, Actinopteri, Gadiformes, Gadidae.
ACACUUUACGGCAAGCAUCAUAGCGUGAGGAAAGUUAGCCGGGUAGCUAACAACAACCGGUCUCUUGGUGAACUGUUCAGCGAUACACUUCUACAUUUGCAUCAAGUCGACCGACCUGCCGACAUGGACGUGGGCGAACUCCUCAACUACCAGCCCGACAGAGGAGCGAAGAGAAUCCGGGACGAGGAGGGAGGAGGCGAGGAGGCCAGAGGCGGUAAGCAGCUGAAGGGGGCUAGGGAUCUAGCCCGCCACAGAGAUGCAGCACUAGGACCUGGGGACGACCCGGACCAGGAGGACACCAGCGAAGACAGGAAGAGGAUCCUGGAGAAGCUGAUGGACUCGGAAGAGGAACCUGAGGGCGAGCCGGUGGACGAGAGCUCCGUGAAGAAGAUGAUCCUCACCUUUGAGAAGAGAUCCUACAAGAACCAGGAGCUGAGGAUCAAGUUCCCCGACAACCCCGAGAAGUUCAUGGAGGCGGAGCUGGACCUGAACGACAUCAUCCAGGAGAUGCACGUGGUGGCCACCAUGCCCGACCUGUACCACCUGCUGGUGGAGCUCAACGCCGUGCACUCCCUGCUGGGCCUGCUGAGCCACGAGAACACUGAUAUCGCCAUCGCGGUGGUGGACCUGCUGCAGGAGCUGACGGACAUCGACACACUGCAGGAGAGCGAGGAGGGCGCCGAGGUGCUCAUCGACGCGCUGCUGGAGGGUCAGGUGGUGGCCCUGCUGGUGCAGAACAUGGAGCGUCUGGACGAGCAGGUGAAGGAGGAGGCUGACGGCGUCUACAACACGCUGGCCAUCGUGGAGAACAUGGCGGAGUUCCGUCCUGGUCUCUGCACUGAGGCCGCACAGCAGGGUCUUAUGCAGUGGCUGCUCAAGAGAGUCAAGGCAAAGCUGCCCUUUGAAGCCAACAAGCUGUACUGCAGCGAGAUCCUGGCCAUCGUGCUGCAGAACAACGACAGCACCAGGGAGCUGCUGGGGGAAAUGGACGGCAUCGAUGUCCUUCUGCAGCAACUCUCGGUGUUCAAGCGCCACAACCCCUCCACAGCGGAGGAGCAGGAGAUGAUGGAGAACCUGUUCGACAGCCUCUGCUCCUGCCUCAUGCUGUCGGCCAAUCGGGACCGCUUCCUCAAGGGGGAGGGGCUCCAGCUCAUGAACCUCAUGCUCAGAGAGAAGAAGAUGUCCAGAACCAGCGCCUUGAAGGUCCUGGACCACGGCAUGACCGGACCCGAGGGGACCGAUAACUGCCAUAAGUUUGUCGACAUUCUGGGGCUCAGAACCAUCUUCCCACUCUUCAUGAAGACGCCCAAGAAGAUGAAGAAGGCCGGGCUGUCGGAGAAGGAACACGAAGAGCACGUGAGCUCCAUCAUCUCGUCCAUGCUGAGGAACCUGAAGGCCCAGCAGAGGAGCCGGCUGCUCAGCAAGUUCACCGAGAACGACUGUGAGAAGGUGGACAGGCUGAUGGAGCUCCACUUUACCUACCUCGAGGCGGUCCAGCAGGCUGACAAGAGGAUCGAGGGCGAGAAACACGGGCCCUCACAAGGCCGUCCCCUGGAGGCUAGGGGCCUGUCUGCCAGGGGCUUAUCUGACAGGGCCGGUCCCAUGCAGGCUAGGGGCCUGUGUAGAAGGAGUUUCACCCCUCCACCCUUCAUCAUCAACGUUAUCAUCAUCAACCCCUGGUCAGCGAUAUUGUAA